Messenger RNA from Psilocybe cubensis, 1299 nucleotides. RefSeq lists its product as uncharacterized. Lineage: Eukaryota; Fungi; Basidiomycota; Agaricomycetes; Agaricales; Agrocybaceae. The record is from RefSeq and is a predicted model, not a curated record. Bases 1 to 1299 code for a protein of 432 amino acids. The transcript has a single exon.
AUGCACCCAACAAUUGCCCCCGCAGCACCGUCACUAUCGCUGCCUCCUCUUGGACGACUAGACGCGCACUCAACGGAGCGGGUUUCUUCGGCCUUACAAAACCUGCGCUUACUGUACUUUCCAAACGUUAUGUCAGAAACCGGAAUUUCGAGUUCGGAAUUGCCUAUUCCACGACGAAAAAUCGAACACUCGAUUCACGACACCUCUGUUCCUGAUUCCGGUUAUGCAUCCGCUGAGGAGGAGGAUGACGAGAUCCUUGAUGAAAGUACCGCAGAAAAUUUCAACACUGACGAAGACACCGACACCGACAAUGACGAGCUUGACAUCCUGCGCGCUGAUCCAAUUGAACGUGCGUACGCCAUUAAAUGGGUGACAGGAUUUGUUACGCGCUCAGAUAGCUGGAUAUCUGCUUCUGCGUCUGAUUUGGAGACUGAGGAAAGAACUGUGGUACUAAACGAUGCGACUGCCAUUCUAUCCUCGUUUAUUGGGUGCGAAGAUGACGAUAAUGUCGCGCUGACGCGCGUGUUCACAUUUUCGGUGGCAUCUAAUGAUAUUACCGGGACACGACCGAUAUCGAAACAAGUACAGGUGGAGUUGAACGACGCCCCGUUAUCUAAAGAGGAUCAUACUUCCGUGGGGUUACAAAGUUGGGGUAGUUCGAUCAUUUUAGCGGACCGAAUCUGCUUAGAACCGGCACUCUUUUCAAUAGUACCUCCAACAGGCGACGAGUCACUUCGUAUCCUCGAACUAGGGGCAGGAACAGGCAUGCUCAGUAUCGUUGCUUCUAAAAUUCUUGGACCUUCUCCAGCUGUCGAUAUCAUCGCAACUGAUUACCAUCCAGACGUCCUGCAGAACUUAUCCAAGAAUAUCGACACCAAUUUCCCGGUCUCGUCAUCUUCGCCAUCCCCUAUCAUUGUUGAAGCUCUAGAUUGGGAAAAGCCGAACUAUGAAGCGCCCUUCGACAAAGCUUUCGAUAUUAUCUUGGCUGCGGAUGUCAUAUAUCAUCCGUGUCAUGCCUUGUGGAUCAAAAAAUGCGUUGAACAGCUCCUUAUGCGCCCUGAUCCAUCUGGAGAGUGCACUGGUGGUAUCUUUUGGCUUAUCAUUCCUGUCCGUACAACAGGAAGACAUGAAGGCAUGGAUGCGACUGUCGAGCGCCUCUAUCCCGAUGCCACGCAAGAACUGAGGGACUCGGAAGGCUUAAGCUUGGCUAUUUAUCAUCGAGAGGUGGUAGGUAGACAGGGCGGUAUCGGCAGGGCCGAUGAGGGUGCUUACAAAUUGUUCAAGAUAGGUUGGGUAUAG